Messenger RNA from Dicentrarchus labrax (European seabass), 1519 nucleotides. RefSeq names its product keratin 15 (gene krt15). Lineage: Eukaryota; Metazoa; Chordata; Actinopteri; Moronidae. The coding region runs from base 68 to 1405 and encodes 445 amino acids. The record is from RefSeq and is a predicted model, not a curated record. Gene Ontology annotation, molecular function: structural molecule activity. The transcript has 7 exons.
CAGAUCUGUGCAUCUCAGCCCAUCUCAUUCUCUCCAAGGCAGUCAGACCUCCUGAGCAGUCUUCACAAUGACUUCCCUCAGAAUGAAUACCAUCAGCAGUUCUUCUGGACGCUUCAGUAGUGGAGGUGGAGGAUAUGGUGGAGGAUUUGGUGGAGCCAUGGCAGGAGGUUAUGGUGGGGGUGGAGGCAUGGUGCGAAAGGCAUAUGCUUCAAGUGUGUAUGGCGGCGCAGGUGGCAGUGGAUCAAAAAUCUCUGUUGCCACUGGUGGUUAUGGCGGCUUCGGCAGUGGAGGUGGUGGAGGUGGUGCAGGCGGCGGUUACAGUUUUGGCAUGGGAGGGGGUGCAGGCUAUGGUGGAGGCAAUAACUUUGAUGUUGGAGCCAAUGAGAAGGCCACCAUGCAGAACCUGAACGACCGUCUGGCCUCCUACCUGGAGAAGGUGCGCACCCUUGAGAAGGCCAAUGCUGAGCUGGAGCUCAGGAUCCGCCAGUUCUUGGAGAGUAAGACCUCCCCCAUUACCCGUGACUACUCAGCUUUUGAGGCCACCAUUGCUGACCUCCAGGGAAAGAUCCAAGAUGCCACCCGUGUCAAUGGAGGCAUCUAUCUGUCCAUUGACAAUGCAAAACUGGCAGCAGACGACUUCAGAACCAAGUAUGAGAAUGAGCUAGCCAUGCGUCAAUCAGUGGAGGCAGAUAUCGCCGGUCUAAAGAGAAUGCUGGAUGAGCUGACACUGGCUAGAUCAGACCUGGAGAUGCAGAUAGAAGGCCUCAAGGAAGAGCUGAUUUACCUCAGAAAGAACCACGAGGAGGAACUGGCCGCCAUGAGGAACCAGAUGAGUGGGCAGAUCAACGUGGAGGUGGACGCAAAACCACAGCAAGACCUGAGCGCCAUUAUGGCUGAGAUCCGUGAACAGUAUGAGAAUUCAGCUGCCAAGAACACAAAAGAACUUCAAGCCUGGUUCCAAGCAAAGUCAGAGGAGCUGAACAAGGAGGUGGCAGUCAACACAGAAAAUCUCCAAACGUCCAAGACAGAAAUAACCGAGAUCCGUCGCACACUGCAGGGCCUGGAGAUCGAACUACAAUCACAACUUAGCAUGAAAGCGUCCCUGGAAGGCACGUUGGCUGACACAGAGGGACGGUAUUCCAUGCAACUCCAAGGCCUUCAGAUGCAGGUAACUGGCUUGGAGGAACAGCUGACGUGUUUGCGUGCUGACAUUGAACAACAGAGCCAAGAGUACAACAUGCUGCUCGACAUCAAGACACGUCUGGAGAUGGAGAUUGCAGAAUACAGAAGGCUGCUGGACGGAGAGGGCAGUACCGGCGGUUCCACCUCCACCUCUUCCAGGGUGAUAGUGCGCACAGAGGAAAUAAAGGACGGCAAGGUUGUGUCCUCCUCCAUCUCCUCAUAAUCUGUGUCACGCGACAAAAGCAGCAGAAGGGGCAACACCUGAGGGCCACAAGCCUGAACCCAAGACUUCCUUCACAUACACAUGUGAAUGCAAUAAAAAGCCCAUUGCUCACUA